GACCUGCAGGCUUAUAAUCAGUUACUAGCUCCAUUGGCUGGCGGCGAAGCGGACGGCCUUUCUUGGUGGAAAGACCAUUCAAUCAAUUCUGAAAUCCACCCGCUCAGGAUCUUUGCUGUGACGGUCUUCUCAAUUGUAGGGCAUGCAGGCGAAGUAGAGCGCACGUUCUCAACUUCUCUGAUCUCGGCACAACACCAUCCGCGCGGUGUGAUCUUUCAGUUGACACAUUUGAAAUACUUGUGCAAACCACAGCGCCAUAAAAGCCGCGGAGGCUGGGAAGUCCAUCCGUCUUCGACAUGCUCGCAUGCACACUCGUGAAGAGACACCUCCGCUCUCGACCGAACCUCGAGAUGCAGAGACUUUCUUGCCAGUCCAGAGAGUAUUUCGCCUGACGAUAUUACUACUGAAUUUGCAGCUCUCGCAAGAGUCAAAAAGGACUGAAGAAGUUCAGAGCAUUAAUGGAGUCAACUUGAAGUGUUCGAGGGAAAUGUUUUUGAUUUUGACGAGUUAGAUCGGG
Suillus subalutaceus is the source of this 517-nucleotide messenger RNA. RefSeq lists its product as uncharacterized. Lineage: Eukaryota; Fungi; Basidiomycota; Agaricomycetes; Boletales; Suillaceae. The record is from RefSeq and is a predicted model, not a curated record. The transcript has 2 exons. The annotation marks the transcript as partial.